AUGCCGGCCUCCAAACAGACCCCGGCCGCUCCUACGCCGGCAUCGCCUCGCAACAGCACCUCAAAGUACACCAACAAGGAUGGCUCCAAGUUCAUCACCGUUCCCAAGGGCGCCUCGCCCUCGGACUCGUCCCUGCCCUCGACCCCGACCCGGGCAAACCACCAUCCGUCCGCCCCGUCUCCGCCCCCGCCGCCGCCUCCCGUCGACGCUGCAGCCCCGGCCGUGAAUCGCAAGAAGCAGAAGCGCCGCCAAAAGGCCGCCGCGAAGGCCGCCGCCGAGCAGGCGGCCAAUGGCCACCCGAACCCCGCACCGCCAGCUCAUCACUCGUCUGAUGCUCCCGCCGCCGACGAGCAAGACACCGUCCCUAGCGAGGACGAGGUCGAUUAUGCUGCCCCUGCUGACUCCUCCUACCCGACGACCAACGGCAACUCCGCGCCCGCCGGCAAGUCCAAGAAGAAUAAGAAGAAAAAGAAGAAGCAGAAUGCCGCCGAGUCGCCCUUGCCCACAGCUCUGGAACCCAGGCACAGUCAGCCUGUCGCCACGCGCGGGCCUGGCAUGUCCCGAGACAAGAUAUGGAGCACGAGCAACCACGAGGAGCGGGAGCGGAUCAAGGAGUUUUGGCUCGGCCUCGGCGAGGACGAGCGUAAGUCUCUCGUUAAGGUCGAGAAGGACGCAGUCCUCAAGAAGAUGAAGGAGCAGCAAAAGCACACCUGCAGCUGCACUGUUUGCGGUCGUAAGAGAACCGCAAUCGAGGAGGAGCUGGAGGGCCUUUACGAUGCCUACUACCUCGAACUCGAGCAGUUCGCCAACCAAGGCGAAGGGCCGCCGUUGAUGGCCUCAACCACUCACGACUUUCCCCUCCAAGCCUCGCGCCGCCUCCCCUCUGGAUAUGCGGCCCAGCAGCCACCGUCACGCGGUAGAAUAGUCGAGCACGUGGGCGACGACGACGAGGAUGAGCUCGAGGAGGUCUAUAGCGAGGACGAAGUCGAGGACGACGAGUACAGCGACGACGAACCCCCCGAAGAGUACCACAACACGCACGAACGAGACGUAGCCGAUUUCUUGACGUUUGGGAACAGCCUGCAGGUCAAGGGCGGCAUUCUCACCGUGGCGGAUGACCUCCUCAAGAACGACGGCAAGCGCUUCAUCGAGAUGAUGGAGCAGCUCGCCGAGCGUCGAAUGGCGCGAGAGGAAGACGCCCGCGAGCACUUCUCCCGCGCCUACGGUCAUCCCAACGGCUCAUACUCCAAUCCUCAUAGUCACCCGCCCCCGGAAGAAGACGAGUACGAAGACGAAGAGGACGAGGAAGACGACUAUGAGGAUAGCCAAGACGAGGAGUAUGAGGACGAAGAGGACCCCAUGACCGAAGAACAACGCAUGGAAGAGGGACGCAGGAUGUUCCAAAUCUUUGCGGCCCGCAUGUUUGAACAGCGCGUGCUGUCCGCUUACAAGGAAAAGGUGGCCAAGGAGCGCCAACAGAAGCUGCUGGAGGAACUCGAGGAGGAGAGCCGCCAGGUCGAGGACCAAAAGGCCAAGAAAGCCAAGAACGCCCAGAAGAAGAAGGACAAGGCUGCCCAGAAGAAGCAGGCCCUCGCCGAGGAGAAGGCACGCAAGGAGGCCGAGAAGGCCGCCGAGGAGGCCGCGCGACUCGAGGCCGAGCAGAAGAAGCUGGCCGAGCAGAAGCAAAAGGCCGAAGAGCGGCGCAAGCAGAAGGAGGCCCAACGCAAGGCAGAAGAGGAUGCGCGGCUGAAGAAGGAGGCCGAACGGCAACGGCGAAUUCACGAGCAGCGAGAGAAGCAGGCCGAGCAGGAGCGCAAGGCCCGCGAGGCCAAGGAUCGCGAGAAGCGGCUCAAGGAGGAGCAGCGCCUGAAGGACAAGGAGGCCCGAGAACAGCGGGAGCGCGAGGCGCAAGAGCGGAAGGAGAAACAAGAUCGCGACAAGCGGGAAAAGGAGGCACGUGCGGCAAAGGCACAGAGGGAAGCUCAAGAGGCGACCGAAGCCAAGGAGAAGGCGAGGGACGAGAAGGCGCACAAGCCACAGUCGACAAAGCGCGGGCAGCAACAUGCCGCCCCGGUCCCGGCCGCCCUCCCUCAGCUUCCCACCAACCCGACGAGCUUUGCUUCUCCCAAGAUCCCCGUGGCCACUCCGGCCAUCCCCAAGGCCCCGACCCCGAUCCGGCCGCGGACCCUGUCGCAGCAGGCGGAGCCGGCACCACAAAACUCGGCGGCAACCCAGGCCGCCCCUGGACCGAGUCAGAACCAGUCUCCUCACUCGCUCACACCGGUCCACGCCAGCCCCGGGCCCAUCGGGCAGGAACGAAAAGCAAGCGGGGGCAGCGCCAUCGCCAUGCAGCACUCUGCGCAGCCCAUGUCGCCGCAGAGCUCGCAGUCUCGGCCUCCAAGUCACACUCCGCCGUUCCAGGUCCCCCCGAUGGGAAUGCAGCCGCCUCCGGGCCUGGCGCACCAACGGCCCCCCGGAUUCUCCAGCCCCAUGGGACACGAACCCAUGUUUCCACUGCCGUAUCGCUCCAGCCCCAACAUGAUGGGGCCGCCGCCCGGCAUCAACGGCCCAGCGGGUCGCGGAUUUCCUCCCAUGACCGCGCCGCCCCCUGGAUUCCCUCUUGGUGCCAACGACCAGUACUCGAUGGGACACGGAUUCCCGAUGCCCAAGGACGUGCCGCCGCCGACCCACACGCGACACGGCUCGACGGGUUACGACGGCAUGGCUCCGCCGUCGCAGCCCAUAGGACGGCCGGCCCCGAUAGGUAGACCGGGCAGUGUGAACCACGGGCUGGCACAGGACGAAGACGAAGACGCCAAGCAGCACCUCGGCAGCCGCGCGCUGCUGGGCGACGAUGAGCCCUUGCCCUCGUCUGAAAUCAACCUCGGCAGCAUGCGCCAUCAGCUACCGGGCCUCCGCGGCUUCGCCUCCAACUCGUUUGUCGAUUCCGGGUUCCCCAUCGCGCACAGCCCCUGGGGUCCUCCCUCGGGAGCGGCGCAGCCAUUCCCACCCCCAGGUUUUGGGAACACGACGUGGGGCUCACCAACGGUACCUCACGGGUUCAACGUCGGAUCUCCUGCCGGGCUCGGCGCCAUCCGCCCGGCCCAGUCGCGUCAUGCGGCUCUACGAUUGAUGCUUUGCCAGGCCUGCCAGGCGCUGAGCAGCACGAGCAGUGCCGACGGGGAUGGCUUCGUCGACGUAGGCACGUUAAAGUCGCAGAUCGAGUCGCAAUCGGGCGACGCCAGCAUCAUGGAGCAGGAGCUGCUAAAUCUAUGCGACACCGAAGGCAACAGCUCGAACGGCGGCGGAACGUUCGACACGCGGCGAGACACGGGCGGCCAUGGAAAGCACGCGAUCCGUUGGGUGCCGGACCUCAACGACGGGCUGAACGCACCUCACCGCGCGGACAUGCCCAACAUGUCGGGCCAGAGCGACAGCCCAACGAAGCGCUCGAACCUGCUGGAGAGGAUCGGUAUAGUGCCGCCGAACGCUCAGCCGGCGCGGCCUUUGAACCGCACCUCGGCGAGCGUCGACUUGCGCAGGGAGGCGCUGGCGGCUACCAGCCGGCAGAACGGCGUCGGCGGCACCAAGACGAACAACGACAGAGGCUCGGGCAAGGUCGAUACGUGGGAGGGCUUCUACGAGCCAGCCCGCGGCGCCGGAAGCGGCAGCCCACGCAGGUGGCGUAGCAAUUACUGA
This is a messenger RNA of Purpureocillium lilacinum, 3699 nucleotides long. The record is from RefSeq and is a predicted model, not a curated record. NCBI's taxonomy places the organism in Eukaryota, Fungi, Ascomycota, Sordariomycetes, Hypocreales, Ophiocordycipitaceae.